AUGACAGCAGUCAAUGUAUUGGAGGACUUUGUUGGGACAGAAUCCCUUAUGCCAACAUUAAUAGAUGAUGAUAAUAACCCUCUUUUUUCAAAGAAAAAUGCGAAUUUGCUCAUGUCAGUUGCAUCCACCGCCUUGCUUUUUUUGUCUUCUGCAUUGACGGAAAAAUUGAAGGAAAAUAAAUGGAAUGAUUGGAUGAACCAGCUAGAGGAGAAAUGGAAAAGUUUCCACUAUCAAAUGGAAAAGGAAAGAAGACAAUGGCUAGAGAAAAAGGACACAGAAUGGGAAGAAUGGAAAAAAUAUACAGAAAUAAAAUACAUGAGUUAUUGCAUAGAUAUUAAUAAUGAAUUCGAAUUUAACACCUUAAAAGAUUCUUCAACAUGGACUAGAACUCAGUGGGAAGACUGGAUUACAACAGUAGGGAAAGAAAUGAUCAAAAAUGAAUAUGAAAAGUGGAUUUACGAAAAUGAAAAUUAUUUACAUGAAUGGAAAGUGAGAGAAUGGGUUGAAUGGAAAAAAAAAAAUAUAUCAUCAUGGUUAUCUUCCGAAUGGAAAUGUAAAGAGGAUGAUUACUGGUCAAAAUGGGAACAAACUGCUUGGGACAAAUGGCUAUUUACAGAAAAUAGAGAAAAGUGGACAGCGUGGAAAGAAAGAAAUUUUAGAGAAAGGACUGAGUGGCUUAAGUGGGUCCAGUUAAAAGAAUAUGCAUAUAUAAAUGAUGAGUGGAUUCCUUGGACAAAAUGGAAAAACGAAAACCGCCUUUCCUUCAUAGAAUGGAUUGGAUCCUUUAUGAACGAAUGGAUAAAUAAUAAACAGUGGAAUGAGUGGAUUCACGAAAGGAAAAAAAUUGUUGCCACCAAAAAAUCGCCCCAUUGA
Messenger RNA from Plasmodium cynomolgi strain B, 873 nucleotides. RefSeq names its product tryptophan-rich antigen. The transcript is spliced from 2 exons. NCBI's taxonomy places the organism in Eukaryota, Apicomplexa, Aconoidasida, Haemosporida, Plasmodiidae. The coding region runs from base 1 to 873 and encodes 290 amino acids. The record is from RefSeq and is a predicted model, not a curated record.